This is a messenger RNA of Cladocopium goreaui, 4512 nucleotides long. The record is from the annotation of a GenBank genome assembly. Lineage: Eukaryota; Dinophyceae; Suessiales; Symbiodiniaceae.
AUGCCGCAGAAAAAGGACUUCAUAGGGUGUAGCCUGCCGCGCACUCCACUGCGAAGAGAUAAGACGACCAUGUCUUCCCGCCCUUCCCCGACGCUCGUGCGACGAUUCGACCAUCCCUGGCAUUGGUCUUCCGUCAGUGAGAACAAUGUCAACUCGUCGGAAGAUGCACGAAACCAACCCUCCUUUACGACCACCGCUUUGCGCCAUGCGAUCGCGAUGAUCAGUGACGGGGUUUACGUUCUCGAUGGCGACACAUUAGUCGUGCGUGACGUCAAUCCGGCGGCAUGCGAAUUGUUAGGACGACUGCAGAAAGAUGUUGUCGGCUAUUGCUUUACUGCUCUAUGCACCGAUAGCACCCAGGAAACCACCCAUCGGGAGAUUGGUAAUUCCGCACGUCGCGGGGCGAAUAUUCUGACACUACAACAACAUGCCCAAGGGCAUUCCGUUCCGGUUGAGUUGCGGAUUCGUCCAUUAGCGGAACAAGAUCGCACUCAAUUAUUGGUAACCGUACGUGACCUUUCCGAUCGCCAUCGUGCUGACCAGAUGGCUCGAACUCCAGCUUUUACAGACCCCCUGACGGGCUUGGCCGACCGAAGGGCAUUCGAUCAGUUCCUGCAGGCUGCGAUUACCGAAGCAAAGGAAGGUGUUCACCAUUUUGCAGUGUUUUUUGUCGACCUGAACAACUUUCACCUGGUGAAUGAACAAUUCGGCCAUAUGGCGGGCGACGAUACGCUGAAGGAAAUCGCCCUGCGGCUGAAAAGCGCCUUCCGAGAAGAAGACACCGUGGCCCGCUACGGCGGAGAUGAGUUCGUCGCACUGGUUCGGUACAGCAAUUCCGAUGCAGACUUCUUGCACAGAAUUUCGGCACGCAUCGCGCAUCAAUACGCCUCAUCGCUGGAUCGCGAUGUUUGGGAGUUCGCACUUGAGCUCCAAAAUCUCUCCGCGGCUGGGGUCUCUAUCAAUGACCUCCGCUGGCUUGCGUGCAAUGGGUACGUGAACCACGGAGAGGAACUCGAACAGACCAACGAAGGGCAUCGCGUGUUUCGCACGUAUCCCGGGCUUGGAUUCACGCAACGUUCUUGCUUUGUGCUCACACGGGCCGGAGUUCAGUUCGCCUCUCGGAUUGAUCAGGACGAGACCAUCUCGAAGUCUCGCUCUGGAUUGCCGGUGCUCAACGUCAAGACAUCGAGCAAUGGCACCGUGACUCUGCAAAAUACUUUGACAAGUGGGGAGGCAGACGUUGAAGAGGAUGCUGUUCCGCACUGGGACCAGGAACGCAGAGAACUUCGCCUGAUGGGCACCCUGGUCAAGCAGUUUCGUUUACCGUCGCCCAAUCAAGAGACGGUGCUGCAGGCCUUUCAAGAAGAAGGCUGGCCAACUCGGGUCGAUGAUCCGUUGCCACCGGUCUCCGAUCUGGAACCGAAGCGAAGACUUCACGACACCAUCAAGAGCCUGAAUCGGCACCAAAAGGCGAAAAACAUUCGCUUUAUGGGCGACGGUCGUGGCGAAGGGGUGCUCUGGGCCCCGUCCGUCGAUACCUUCGACUGGGCUUUCCAUGCUGACAGUCUGCACUUAGUGCUUUUUGGACAUGAUGUCAUCUGCCUCGACAAUCUCUUCACCAGUCGCAAGGAGAAUAUCGCUCCGCUGCUGGAACACUCGAAUUUCGAGUUCAUCCGCCACGACGUGACAGUUCCGAUCUUGCUGGAAGCGGAUGAGAUCUACAACCUCGCCUGCCCUGCCUCGCCUGUGCACUAUCAGUACAACCCGAUCAAGACAGUAAAGACGUCGGUCAUCGGCAUCAUCAACGUGUUGGGCAUGGCUCGUCGAAUGAGGGCCCGCGUGCUGCAUACUUCGACCAGUGAAGUGUACGGCGAUCCCGAGAUGUCUCCGCAGAGCGAAUCGUAUGUCGGCCACGUCAACCCAAUCGGGCCGCGUGCCUGUUACGACGAAGGGAAGCGAUGCGCCGAAACGCUGUGCUUCGAUUACAAACGAACGCACAAUCUUGAUGUUCGCGUGGUGCGGAUCUUCAAUACCUAUGGCCCUAUCAUGCACCCGCACGAUGGUCGUGUGAUCAGCAGCUUGGUGGUCUCCGCCAUCUCUGGUGAAGACAUUUACAUUCACGGCGACGGUUCGCAAACUCGCAGCUUCUGCUAUGUGAGUGAUCUGGUCGAGGUUCUUAUUCGCUUCAUGCGGUGUGAAGAGAUUCCAACCGGUCCGGUCAAUGUGGGAAAUCCGGAAGAGAUUAGCAUUCUGGAAUUGGCGAAAGUGAUCUUGGAGCUCUCCAACUCGGAGAGCAAGAUUCAAUAUCUUCCCAGCCGCGAAGACGAUCCGAAGCAACGCCGUCCCGAUAUCACCAGGGCGAAGAAAAUGCUGGGCUGGGAGCCCUCGGUCGCGCUUCGCGAGGGAUUGACGAAGACGAUCGAGUAUUUCCGCUCGCUCGACUUGGCCGAUUUCCGACCGCCAACCGGCCUGUUGGCAUCACAUUCCGAGCAAAGUUCUUCCCGGCAUGAAGCCGAACCCCCUGAAGAACAUCUUCGCGCCCUCCGUGCAUUGCAACAGAAGGUUGAUGCCCUCGAACUCGAGGUUGCGGCUCAUCGCCGUAUCGAGCAACAACAUUCAGACUUCCUCAACAACUCCUUGGAAUGUCUGCACAAAGUUGGGCCCGACGGAUCGAUUCUUUGGGCCAAUAAAGCAGAACUCGAUCUGCUAGGCUAUCAGCACGACGAGUAUGUUGGCCAUCACAUUCGCGAGUUCCACGUCGAUCAAGACGUCAUCCAGGAAAUACUCGACCAACUCACCAGUGGCGAAGACAUCUACAAUCGCCAGGCCCGGCUCCGCUGCAAAGAUGGCAGCAUCAGGGAUGUGCUGAUUCAUUCCAACGCCUACUUCGAAAACGAUGAGCUGGUCUAUACCCGAUGCUUCACGCGGGAUAUCAGCGAAAGCAAACUUGCAGAUCGCGAUCGGGGCCUGUUGGCGGCGAUUGUUGAAACUUCGGAAGAUGCCAUCGUCAGCAAGAACCUGAACACCAUCAUCACCAGUUGGAACGCGGGUGCUGAGCGCCUGUUCGGAUACACAGCUGAAGAGGCAAUCGGUCAGUCAAUCAACAUGCUGAUCCCGGAAGACCGCCGGGAUGAAGAACCAGAGAUCCUCAGCCGCAUUCGCAGGGGCGAGCGGAUCAGUCACUUCGAAACCAUCCGCCGUCGCAAGGAUGGAUCGUUGGUGAAUAUCUCUUUAGCGAUCUCCCCAAUUAUCGAUUGCAACGGAAACAUCGUGGGGGCAUCGAAGAUUGCGCGGGAUAUCUCACAACAGGUUGAAACGAAGAAACAAUUAGAACAAGCCAUCAACCGGGCUGAGAGGGCGAACGAGGCUAAGACGUCGUUCCUGGCCAACAUCAGCCACGAAUUGCGGACCCCGAUGACCGCCGUGCUGGGCUUUGCCGAUAUCCUGCGAAUCGAAUUGGACGACCCGGAGCAGCUGGAGCGAGUCGAUACGAUCACACGCAACGGAAAGUAUUUACUGACGUUGCUCGACGAUCUGCUUGAUCUCUCGAAGAUCGAGGCUGGCAAAACCGAGAUCGCUCGCGAAUCGAUGGCCGUGCGUUCACUCAUCAAAGAUGUAAGCGCCUUGAUGAGCGUUCGGGCUUUCCAGGAAGGUAUUCCCCUGAAGUUCGAAUGGCUGACUGAAGUCCCGAAGCGGGUAACGGCCGACCGAAUUCGUACGCGUCAGAUUUUAGUCAACCUGAUUAGCAAUGCCCUGAAGUUUACGAACGAGGGCGAAGUCAUAGUCCAAAUGCGGUUGAAUCGAGAGAAUGAAGUGCCCACGCUCGAUUUCUCCGUGAUCGAUACCGGGAUUGGAAUCGCGCCGGACAAGCUGCAAGAGAUUUUCCAACCCUUUACGCAAGCUUCUUACGAUACGGGUCGCGAAUUCGGCGGUGCUGGACUCGGCCUUAGUAUUAGCCGGCGACUGGCCCAGGCCAUGGGCGGUACGAUCUCCGUUCAAAGCGAACCUGGCAAAGGAAGCUGUUUUACGCUGUCGCUCAAGGUCAAUGACAAGCAACUGAAGGAUUUGGUGCAACCGCUAAAAACGCCCAUCGCCAAGCGGCCCACCGGCGGUUCGGGUGGAAAACUGCCGCGAAUCGAUGCUCGCGUCUUGCUCGCCGACGAUCGUAGAGAUGUGUGGCGGGUUGGAAAAUACUUCCUCGAGCGGUGCGGAGCUGAAGUCGCAAUCGCCGAAGACGGACGGCAGGCGCUCGAUUGCACCUUGGCCGCUGUUGAAGAUGGCAAACCGUUUCAGGUAAUUCUGAUGGACAUGCAAAUGCCCGUCAUGAAUGGCGAAGAGGCCGUCAGAGAAUUGCGAGCUAAGGGAAUUGAUGUUCCGAUCAUCGCGCUGACAGCCGAUGCCAUGCAACGACAGCGAGAGGCGUGCCUGAAAGUCGGCUGCACCGAUUACUUCGCCAAACCCAUCGACGGCAUCAAGCUCAUGCAGCUUGUAGCAUCGCACCUGCAGCCGUAG